AUGGCGACUUAUCUCUUCAUACCCGAACCCGAGACAAACAGGCACUUCCACGUAGUAAAUCAGAAUCUACUUUCUGUAUCUGGAACUGCAGUUCUAGCUUCAACUGAUGGAAGUGCUAAAUUUACAGUCUCUAUUGGCACAAACCCUCAAGUGAGUUAUUGGAUUCUUGGAACUGAUUAUGAAGAGUAUGCUCUUGCGUAUAGCUGUCAAAAUGUGGACAGUAACCAACAAGAGGUUUUUAGUUGGAAGCUUAGUCGCUCCAGCGCACUUGAUGUGGAAUCAAAUAACAAAAUCAACAGUAUAAUCAGCAGUAUCUCGUCACCAGUAUUGGACAACAACCUUUUCGAAAAUGCAGACCAAUCUGACGCAGCUUGCUUCUACUAUCCCAAUAUCCCACAAAACGAACCUGUUAUAUUUCCUGGGCAAUGUGAUCCUAAUAUAAAUGUUGUCAGUAGCUUAAAUUUGACCGAAUUUCAAGGGGAAUGGGUCUUGAUCCAAACAUAUUACUCUGAGCGGCAAUCAGGAACCUGCAACCGAGCCGAAUAUACAGCAACCGGAAAUGGUUUGACCGUGGUGAACAGUCACGUGGUGAACCAAAACCGGCUCUCAGUUUCGGGAACAGCGACAUCUCCAGCCAGUGAUGGAAAAUUAGUUGUAAACAUCGGCUCAAAUCCAGCUGUCAAUUAUUGGAUUCUUGGAACAAAUUAUGAAACGUACGCUCUGGCUUACAGUUGUGAAAAUAUAGACAGUAACAGACGAAGAGUUUGGAGCUGGAAACUAAGUCGGACAACUUCGUUAAGAGAUGAAGACGCUCAAGCUAUAAACAGUCUAAUGAGCAACGUAGACGUCCUGGACCAACGAUACUUCCAAAACGCAGACCAAUCUGACGCAGCUUGCUUCUACUAUCCCAAUAUCCCACAAAACGAACCUGUUAUAUUCCCUGGGCAAUGUGAUCCUAAUAUAAAUGUUGUCAGUAGCUUAAAUUUAACCGAAUUUCAAGGGGAAUGGGUCUUGAUCCAAACAUAUUACUCUGAGCGGCAAUCAGGCACCUGCAACCGAGCCGAAUAUACUGCAACCGGAAAUGGUUUGACCGUGGUGAACAGUCACGUGGUGAACCAAAACCGGCUCUCAGUUUCAGGAACAGCGACAUCUCCAGCCGGUGAUGGAAAAUUAGUUGUAAACAUCGGCUCAAAUCCAGCUGUCAAUUAUUGGAUUCUUGGAACAAAUUAUGAAACGUACGCUCUGGCUUACAGUUGUGAAAAUAUAGACAGUAACAGACGAAGAGUUUGGAGCUGGAAACUAAGUCGGACAACUUCGUUAAGAGAUGAAGACGCCCAAGCUAUAAACAGUCUAAUGAGCAACGUUGACGUCCUGGACCAACGAUACUUCCAAAACGCAGACCAAUCCGACGCAGCUUGCUUCUACUAUCCCGAUAUCCCACAAGGAGAACCUGUUAUAUUCCCUGGACAAUGUGAUCCUAACAUAAAUGUUGUCAGCAGCUUGAAUUUAACCGAAUUCCAAGGAGAAUGGGUACUGAUCCAGACGUAUUUCUCCGAGCGGCAAUCAGGCACUUGCAACCGUGCCCAAUACGGUCUAAACGGAAAUGUAUUGAGCGUGGUGAAUAGUCACGUGGUGAACCAGAACCUUCUCUCAGUUUCGGGAACAGCAACAUCUCCGUCUGGUGAUGGGAAAUUAGUUGUUAACAUCGGCUCAAAUCCAGCUGUCAAUUAUUGGAUUCUAGGAACAAAUUAUGAUACGUACGCACUGGCUUACAGCUGCCAAAAUUUAGAAAACAACAGACGAAGAGUUUGGAGCUGGAAGCUAAGUCGGACAACUUCGUUAAGAGAUGAAGACGCUCAAGCUAUAAAUAAUCUAAUGAGCAACGUAGAUGUCUUGGACCAACGAUACUUCCAAAACGCAGACCAAUCCGACGCAGCUUGCUUCUACUAUCCCGAUAUCCCACAAGGAGAACCCGUUAUAUUCCCUGGACAAUGUGAUCCUAAUAUAAAUGUUGUCAGUAGCUUGAAUUUGACCGAAUUCCAAGGGGAAUGGGUAUUGAUCCAGACGUAUUUCUCCGAGCGGCAAUCAGGCACCUGCAACCGUGCCGAAUACGCUCUAAAUGGAAAUGUUUUGAGCGUGGUGAAUAGCCACGUGGUGAACCAAAAUCGACUCUCAGUUUCGGGAACAGCAACAUCACCGUCUGGAGACGGGAAAUUAGUUGUUAACAUCGGCUCAAAUCCAGCUGUCAAUUAUUGGAUUCUAGGAACAAAUUAUGAUACGUACGCACUGGCUUACAGCUGCCAAAAUUUAGAAAACAACAGACGAAGAGUUUGGAGCUGGAAACUAAGUCGGACAACUUCGUUAAGAGAUGAAGACGCUCAAGCUAUAAAUAGUCUAAUGAGCAACGUAGACGUCCUGGACCAACGAUACUUCCAAAACGCAGACCAAUCCGACGCAGCUUGCUUCUACUAUCCCGAUAUCCCACUAGGAGAACCUGUUAUAUUCCCUGGACAAUGUGAUCCUAAUAUAAAUGUUGUCAGUAGCUUGAAUUUGACCGAAUUCCAAGGGGAAUGGGUAUUGAUCCAGACGUAUUUCUCCGAGCGGCAAUCAGGCACCUGCAACCGUGCCCAAUACGGUCUUAGCGGAAAUGUGUUGAGCGUGGUGAAUAGUCACGUGGUGAACCAGAACCUUCUCUCAGUUUCGGGAACAGCAACAUCUCCAUCUGGAGAUGGGAAAUUAGUUGUUAACAUCGGCUCAAAUCCAGCUGUCAAUUAUUGGAUUCUAGGAACAAAUUAUGAUACGUACGCACUGGCUUACAGCUGCCAAAAUUUAGAAAACAACAGACGAAGAGUUUGGAGCUGGAAACUAAGUCGGACAACUUCGUUAAGAGAUGAAGACGCUCAAGCUAUAAAUAGUCUAAUGAGCAACGUAGAUGUCCUGGACCAACGAUACUUCCAAAACGCAGACCAAUCCGACGCAGCUUGCUUCUACUAUCCCGAUAUUCCACAAGGAGAACCCGUUAUAUUCCCUGGACAAUGUGAUCCUAACAUAAAUGUUGUCAAUAGCUUGAAUUUGACCGAAUUCCAAGGGGAAUGGGUACUGAUCCAGACGUAUUUCUCUGAGCGGCAAUCAGGCACCUGCAACCGUGCCCAAUACGGUCUAAACGGAAAUGUAUUGAGCGUGGUGAAUAGUCACGUGGUGAACCAGAACCUUCUCUCAGUUUCGGGAACAGCAACAUCACCGUCUGGUGAUGGGAAAUUAGUUGUUAACAUCGGCUCAAAUCCAGCUGUCAAUUAUUGGAUUCUAGGAACAAAUUAUGAUACGUACGCACUGGCUUAUAGCUGCCAAAAUUUAGAAAACAACAGACGAAGAGUUUGGAGCUGGAAGCUAAGUCGGACUACUUCGUUAAGAGAUGAAGACGCUCAAGCUAUAAAUAAUCUAAUGAGCAACGUAGAUGUCCUGGACCAACGAUACUUCCAAAACGCAGACCAAUCCGACGCAGCUUGCUUCUACUAUCCCGAUAUCCCACUAGGAGAACCUGUUAUAUUCCCUGGACAAUGUGAUCCUAAUAUAAAUGUUGUCAGUAGCUUGAAUUUGACCGAAUUCCAAGGAGAAUGGGUACUGAUCCAGACGUAUUUCUCGGAGCGGCAAUCAGGCACCUGCAACCGUGCCCAAUACGGUCUUAACGGAAAUGUAUUGAGCGUGGUGAAUAGUCACGUGGUGAACCAGAACCUUCUCUCAGUUUCGGGAACAGCAACAUCUCCGUCUGGAGAUGGGAAAUUAGUUGUUAACAUCGGCUCAAAUCCAGCUGUCAAUUAUUGGAUUCUAGGAACAAAUUAUGAAACGUACGCUCUGGCUUACAGCUGCCAAAAUUUAGAAAACAACAGACGAAGAGUUUGGAGCUGGAAACUAAGUCGGACAACUUCGUUAAGAGAUGAAGACGCUCAAGCUAUAAAUAGUCUAAUGAGCAACGUAGAUGUCCUGGACCAACGAUACUUCCAAAACGCAGACCAAUCCGACGCAGCUUGCUUCUACUAUCCCGAUAUCCCACAAGGAGAUCCCGUUAUAUUCCCUGGACAAUGUGAUCCUAAUAUAAAUGUUGUCAGUAGCUUGAAUUUGACCGAAUUCCAAGGGGAAUGGGUACUGAUUCAGACGUAUUUCUCCGAGCGGCAAUCAGGCACUUGCAACCGUGCCCAAUACGGUCUAAACGGGAAUGUAUUGAGCGUGGUGAAUAGUCACGUGGUGAACCAGAACCUUCUCUCAGUUUCGGGAACAGCAACAUCACCGUCUGGAGAUGGGAAAUUAGUUGUUAACAUCGGCUCAAAUCCAGCUGUCAAUUAUUGGAUUCUAGGAACAAAUUAUGAUACGUACGCUCUGGCUUACAGCUGCCAAAAUUUAGAAAACAACAGACGAAGAGUUUGGAGCUGGAAGCUAAGUCGGACUACUUCGUUAAGAGAUGAAGACGCUCAAGCUAUAAAUAAUCUAAUGAGCAACGUAGAUGUCCUGGACCAACGAUACUUCCAAAACGCAGACCAAUCCGACGCAGCUUGCUUCUACUAUCCCGAUAUCCCACUAGGAGAACCUGUUAUAUUCCCUGGACAAUGUGAUCCUAAUAUAAAUGUUGUCAGUAGCUUGAAUUUGACCGAAUUCCAAGGAGAAUGGGUACUGAUCCAGACGUAUUUCUCGGAGCGGCAAUCAGGCACUUGCAACCGUGCCCAAUACGGUCUAAACGGAAAUGUAUUGAGCGUGGUGAAUAGUCACGUGGUGAACCAGAACCUUCUCUCAGUUUCGGGAACAGCAACAUCUCCGUCUGGAGAUGGGAAAUUAGUUGUUAACAUCGGCUCAAAUCCAGCUGUCAAUUAUUGGAUUCUAGGAACAAAUUAUGAUACGUACGCACUGGCUUACAGCUGCCAAAAUUUAGAAAACAACAGACGAAGAGUUUGGAGCUGGAAACUAAGUCGGACAACUUCAUUAAGAGAUGAAGACGCUCAAGCUAUAAAUAGUCUAAUGAGCAACGUAGACGUCCUGGACCAACGAUACUUCCAAAACGCAGACCAAUCCGACGCAGCUUGCUUCUACUAUCCCGAUAUCCCACUAGGAGAACCUGUUAUAUUCUCUGGACAAUGUGAUCCUAAUAUAAAUGUUGUCAGUAGCUUGAAUUUGACCGAAUUCCAAGGGGAAUGGAUCCUGAUCCAGACGUAUUUCUCUGAACGACAAUCAGGCACCUGCAACCGAGCGGAAUAUACUCUAAACGGAAAUGUAUUGAGCGUGGUGAAUAGUCACGUGGUGAACCAGAACCUUCUCUCAGUUUCGGGAACAGCGACAUCUCCGACUGGUGAUGGAAAAUUAAUUGUAAACAUCGGCUCAAAUCCAGCUGUCGAUUAUUGGAUUUUAGGAACAAACUAUAAUUCGUACGCACUGGCUUAUAGCUGUCAAAAUUUAGAAAACAACAGACGAAGAGUUUGGAGCUGGAAACUAAGUCGGACAACUUCGUUAAGAGAUGAAGAUGCUCAGGUUAUAGAUAGUCUAAUGAGCGACGUAAAUGUCCUGGACCAACGAUACUACCAAAACGCAGACCAAUCUGACGCAGCUUGCUACUACUCUAAUGACAUCUCACUAGGAGAACCUGUUAUAUUCCCCGGACAGUGCGAUCCCAACAUAAGUGUCGUCAGUAACUUGAAUUUAACCGAAUUCCAAGGAGAAUGGGUCCUGAUUCAGACGUAUUUCUCCGAGCGGCAAUCAGGCACUUGCAACCGUGCCCAAUACGCUCUAAGCGGAAAUGGUUUGACCGUGGUGAAUAGUCACGUGGUGAACCAAAACCGGCUCUCAGUUUCAGGCACAGCCACAUCUCCGUCUGGUGAUGGAAAAUUAGUUGUUAACAUCGGAUCAAAUCCAGCUGUCGAUUAUUGGAUUCUAGGAACAAACUAUGAAUCAUACGCUCUGGCUUAUAGCUGUCAAAAUUUAGACAACAAUAGACAAAGAGUAUGGAGCUGGAAAUUAAGUCGGACAACUUCGUUAAGAGAUGAAGACGCUCAAGCUAUAAAUAGUCUAAUGAGCAACGUAGAUGUUCUGGACCAACGAUACUUCCAAAACGCAGACCAAUCCGACGCAGCUUGCUUCUAUUAUCCGGAAUUUGAGCCGAAUGAACCAGUUGUAUUCCCAGGACAGUGCGAUGUCAAUGUUCCUGUAGUCAGUAACUUUAACGUCUCCAGGUUCCAAAAUGAAUGGGUCUUAAUCUCCUCCUAUUACUCUGCGCGCCAAUCAGGAUCUUGCAACCGGGCUAAAUAUACUCUGGAUGGAUCUGUUCUGAACGUGGUAAACAGUCACGUGGUGAAUGAAACGCUUCUUUCUGUAUCAGGGACCGCCACAGUCGUCUCUAGUGGAAAGCUUGUAGUAAACAUUGGAAGUAAUCCACCUGCUGAUUACUGGAUUCUCGACACUGACUACGACAACUAUGCUCUGGCAUAUUCUUGCGAAAACAUUAACAAUGCACAACGGAGAAUUUGGAGCUGGAAGCUAAGUCGUACCACAUACCUGACGAGCGAAGCGAAUCAAAACAUCGAAUCAGUCAUGAGCAACAUUGACGUGCUGGACAAUCGAUACUUCCAAUACGCUGAUCAGUCAGAUUCAGCUUGUUUCUACUUGCCGGAUAUUCCACUUGGAGAAGCUGUCAUAUUCCCUGGCCAAUGUGACCCAAAUAUUGCUGUCGUAUCUAACUUUAAUAUGACUGCUUUCCUUGGUGACUGGCGCCUCAUUUCAACGUACUAUACCCACCGGCAAUCCGGCACUUGCAACAUGGCAAGUUACUCCUUCUCUGGUAACACUAUCCGAGUUGUGAACAGUCACAUCGUAAACCAAAACCACAUGUCUGUAUCAGGAACUGUUGUAUUAGCGAGUACCGACGGCAGCGGCAAACUUAAUGUCUCGAUAUCACGCCGCACUGUCGACUACUGGAUCCUAACAACAGAUUACGAAAAUUAUGCCCUUGCAUAUAGCUGCAGCAACUUACAAAACAAUCAGCGAAGAGUUUACAGUUGGAAGCUCAGCCGAUCCAGGACUAUGUCAGCCCCAGGAAAUACAGCAAUCGAUAACGUUAUCAAUAACGUGAACGUGCUAAACGAGCGCUACUUUGAAAACGCAAAUCAAACCGAUGCCGGUUGCUUCUACUUCCCACGAGUAAACCCGGAUGCACCAGUUAUCUUCCCUGGUCAAUGUGACUUGGGUGUCCGAGCGGUAUACAACUUUAAUGUAUCAGCGUUCCUGGGAGUUUGGCACGAAAUUGAAAUAUAUCCGACUGGACUGGAUAAUGAACAAUGCGCUACCCAAGAUUACAUUCAACAGUCGGCGACGUCGUUCACUUUGGCAGCCAGAUACGUAAAUAACGGGGUACAAGGAUCAUACAACUGGUUAUUAGAACGCAGCGCUAGCGAUACUACAGGAUCCUUUAUAGCCACCAUUCAAACCCCUAGCAUGAGUAUAUCGUUCCCGUUCUGGAUUAUUGAUACGGAUUAUAACAAUUAUGCGUUGGCAUAUGCAUGCGCUAAUAUGGAUGCAUAUUCGAGAAGAGUUUACAGUUGGAAACUCAGCAGAUCAAAGCAGCUAUCAGCUGCGUCAAACGCAGCUAUUACAUCCUCAAUGGAAAAUAUCCAAGUACUAGAUCAAAGAUACUUCAAGACUCUGAACCAAUCUGACGCCGCUUGCUUCCACCUUCCUGAAUUCGGUGAAGGUCAAACGGUUGUACUGCCUGGUCAAUGUGAUGUUAAUAUACCGGUAGUUGCCGAUUUUGAUGUGGAAAAAUACUCAGGCACAUGGUAUCAAAUUGAAAGAUACCCUCAGCGAUUUGAGAGUGGCGAUUGCACGGGAGCAAGAUAUACAUUGAACGGUGACGUUGUUACUCUAUUGAACUGGCAACGAAUCGAUGGAGUAUUGGAUACGAUUGAAGGAAAUGCUACGAUCAUAUCUACUGAUGGCAGCGCUAAACUGCGAGUCACUUUGCCAUCGCGAGCUCCUAACGCAUCUCCAAACCAAGUGAGCACGAUGGACCUGUACGUUCUGACCACAGACUACAACACGUAUUCUCUGGCCUAUUCUUGUGUGAACGUGGACGCACACCAUCGUGCGCUCGGUGCAUGGAAGCUCAGUCGCAGUAGAACUAUGAGCGCAGACGGUAAUAACGCCAUCAACGCCUACAUGGCAAAUCGCCAAGAGCUCGAAAAUAGGUAUUUCAUCAGAGUAGAACAAAACGACUCCUGCCCUGAACCCAGCUCAGCCAUAAUUUACAAGAGCAGCAUCACAGUAUUAUUCAUAUUGUGCCUAGCCCUUUUCAACAUCUCCUAGAUUUUAAAUUAGUGAUAGGUAUUGUGAAAUUUUAUUAAGAGUUCAAAAGAUUGUAUUAUCUAAUCAGUUUAA
Messenger RNA from Zerene cesonia (dogface butterfly), 8409 nucleotides. RefSeq lists its product as uncharacterized. The record is from RefSeq and is a predicted model, not a curated record. Lineage: Eukaryota; Metazoa; Arthropoda; Insecta; Lepidoptera; Pieridae. The transcript has 49 exons. The coding region runs from base 1 to 8337 and encodes 2778 amino acids. Gene Ontology annotation, molecular function: pigment binding.